AUGCCCUCGCCAAACCAGCAUCAACCAACCAAAGUCUCCAUCCCCAACUCUCUCGCCAAAAUCUCCAGCCACUGGUCUCCAAAGCUUGUCGCCUCACUCAACAAUUCAUACGAUAUCAAGAUCGUAAAAGUUUCCGGGGAUUUUGUCUGGCACAGCCACCCCGAUACAGAUGAAUUGUUCUAUAUUUUGUCGGGAAAUCUUACAAUAAAGCUAUGCGAACCCGAGAACAAAGAAACAGAAGAUUUGAAGGAUGUGAACAUGUCUGAAGGGGACAUGAUCGUUAUUCCAAAAGGUGUCAGGCAUUGUCCUGCUACCGUGGGCGGUCAGGAGGUCGCGAUCAUGCUUAUUGAACCCUCUGGUGUUGUAAAUACCGGGGAUGCAGCAGACACAAAAGGGUUGAAGGCUGUGGUCGAGGAUUUUCGGUGA
This is a messenger RNA of Aspergillus tanneri, 426 nucleotides long. Its product is annotated as cupin domain-containing protein. The record is from RefSeq and is a predicted model, not a curated record. The coding region runs from base 1 to 426 and encodes 141 amino acids. The transcript has a single exon. Lineage: Eukaryota; Fungi; Ascomycota; Eurotiomycetes; Eurotiales; Aspergillaceae.